GCCUCCUCUGCACUUUUCUAACGUCUACGCGCAGUUUCAUCAUUAAAAUGUUAUUUAAUCGCCUCUCCGGCCUCACACGCCUUAACCCGACGUUGAAGACACGUCCUGCGGCCUUCUGUACCACUGUCUCCAGGAAAAUGUGCGGUUUGUGGGUGCGACACGACCGGGAGAACCAGCGCUUCACCGUGGCUCCAGACAGCGGGCAGGAGGCUGUGCUGUCCUACAGAUUCACCGGUGACAAGCAGGUGGAGCUGAUGUCCACAUUUGUCCCAGAGUCGUACAGAGGGAGGGGCCUGGCUGCUCUGCUCUCAAUGGCGGCUCUGGACUUUGUGGUGGAGGAGCAGUUGACGGCUCAAGUCUCCUGUUGGUACAUCCACAAAUAUUUGCAGGAAAACCCAAUGAAGAAGUACACAGACCUCAUACGCUCAUGA
Periophthalmus magnuspinnatus is the source of this 431-nucleotide messenger RNA. RefSeq names its product protein NATD1-like. The record is from RefSeq and is a predicted model, not a curated record. Lineage: Eukaryota; Metazoa; Chordata; Actinopteri; Gobiiformes; Gobiidae. The coding region runs from base 48 to 431 and encodes 127 amino acids. The transcript has 3 exons.